UGUUCAGGUCUCCAACGUCCAAGUCAUUGUUGCAGUAUUCUAGAACUUUCGAUAGCUUGUUCCAAUUCACCAGAUUCAAUCAUGACAACUGACACAAAAAAGGCACACCUCACGUAUGUUAAUGGACGUGGAUUGUCAGAAUCUAUUAGAAUAAUCAUGGCUGCCACGGGAAUAGAGUUUCAGGAAACAUUUCUCCAAAAUAAAGAACAAUUUGAAACCUUGCGGAAAGCCGGUGAUCUUUUAUUCAUGCAAGUCCCAUUGCUGGAAAUUGAUGGCAUGAAAUUGGUACAAACCAACGCUAUCAUUCGGUAUAUUGCUAGAAAAUACGACAUGUAUGGUAAAACACUGGAAGAGAAAACAAGAAUUGAUAUGCUGAAUGAAGGCGCCAGGGACUUUUUACGUCCAUUCAUAGGCGUUGGAUGGGUAACAGCCUCUACUGAAGACGAUUUGAAGAAGAUACGAGAAAAGAUAUUACCUAGAUAUCUACCAAUAUUUGAAAAUGAGGUUUCUAGAAGCACAUCUGGUUAUUUGGUGGGAGACAAUAUUUCUAUGGUGGACCUAACUUUACUGGAGUGCUUGCUGAAUUGCGAUGAUUACAUUCCUGGUGUUCUGGACGAUUUCCCGAAAUUAAAGGCCUUCCAAAACAAGGUUUCGUCAUUACCACGGAUCAAAGCCUUCCUAGAUGGACCGCAAAGAAAAGGAAAAAUGACAGAAGAGUAUAUUCGUCACUGCAAAACUCUGGGAAUGAGCGCUAAUUAG
Saccoglossus kowalevskii is the source of this 759-nucleotide messenger RNA. RefSeq names its product glutathione S-transferase A4-like. The record is from RefSeq and is a predicted model, not a curated record. Lineage: Eukaryota; Metazoa; Hemichordata; Enteropneusta; Harrimaniidae. Gene Ontology annotation, biological process: glutathione metabolic process. Gene Ontology annotation, molecular function: glutathione transferase activity.